AUCUAGAACAAAAUUUAUUGUAAAAGUCAGCUGAGACGUGGACAAUUAACCAUCAAAGUUGUUUACAACGUAGAGUAUCGAAUUAUCAGUGAUGUUCUGAAGGAAAUUAACGAAAUAAUCUAUUAAAAUGGAAUCUAUAUUACGUCUUUUACAAAAAGAGGACCUUCUUGAUGAAUUUUCUUACGAAACAAACGAUGUCAUCGACAGAAAAGUCCAAGAAAACCUAGCAAAAUGGCAAUCUACGGAUAAACCAUUAGCUCCAUUGAAUGAUUCCAAAUUGGAGCUGAUUUAUCAAAUGAGAGAAGCAUUAAAUGAUAAAUAUUUCACCCCUAAAGAAAUCCCAAAAGAAACAGGAGUUAACAAUGGACUUAUCAAUAAUUAUAAAGAUUUUUAUGAGAAAUAUAUUGCCAUUGAAGAUGAAAUAAAAAAGGAACAACAUUCUAGUUAUGACGAACAUAAAACAUAUGUUGAUAAACAGUCUGGUGAUUGCAAAGACCUUUUAAAUGCCGUUGAACACAUUUCUGGUAAACUAGGACAACUAGCAGAUAACUACAAUCAAGUUUCAACAAAAAUCAACUCUUUACACAAUGUGAGUGAACAAUUGAUGAAGCAACAAACUUUGCUUAAAGAAAAGAAGGAGGAAAUUAAUGAGAGGCUUGUACAUUUCACAUUAUACAACACUUUAAACCAAAAUAUUCACUCGCAAAGUUAUAACUUGAACGAUGACAAGUUUAUUCAAGUUUUGGAGCAGAUUAAUACCAGUAUGGCAUAUUUAAGUGAACAUCAAGAAUUUAAGGAAGCUUUUCCUUAUAAAUUGAGAUACGAGCAAUUGCUUUCAACUUGCUUGGCAAAUGUUGUCAGAUAUGUUAAUAAUAUUGUUUUGGAUGCAACUGAACAAGUUGUAAACAAUGCAGACAUGAAAAGUGCGACGAUUUCAGUCGCUAGUUCAGGUGAACCUAGUGUUGAAACAGCAUUUUCAUAUUAUUAUGGUAAAUUUCAAAAUGCCGCCACAAAAACAUCAAAUAUCAUUCGUUACGUUGAGAAUAACUGCGAACGCCAUGAUGCUUAUGAGCGCAGUUUAAUGGACUUUUACAAGUCGUAUUUCUCACAACGCACGCCAGUAAUGCAAGCUGCUGUCUCCAAAGCUCUGCUUGAUUUGAGAGAUAAGUAUAAAACAGAUCACGGUAUUCUAUUCCGGUCAGCAGCGUUGUUUAUCGUUAAAGUUUGUCAAGAUGAGACAACUUGCUAUCAGUAUUUCUUUCAAAACGCAUCACAACAGUUACAUGAUUAUUUAUAUUCAAUUUGUCAGAAUUUGUACGAUGUUUUGAGACCUUGCUUGAUUGGAAUCAAUCAUAUUGAAGUAUUGACUGAAUUAUGCACGAUUUUGAAGGAAAUGGUUGGAGAAAACAUUCAAAACAAUCCUGCUUUAGAUCAAUUUGUUGAUAUAAUCAAGCAACUUUUGCAAGAUGUAGAGGAGCGUCUGGUGUUUCGCACGAAUAUUUUCUUUCAAUAUGAUAUACAUUCAUAUGAACCAUCACCUGGUGAUCUUGCAUACCCUGAAAAGUUGGAACAAAUGGAGGAUAUCGCUGAGGAGUUGAUUCAGCGACGUCCUGAUUCACGUGCUUCUUCUAUUUCAGUUGAAUCACAGGAGGUAGCAGCGAUUAAUGCGUCGGUUGUGGGCCAGUUUCGUAGUUAUACUGGCAAUUCGCCUGCAGAUUUGCAUGGAAUGUGGUAUCCAACUGUAAAACGUACUUUAGUAUGUCUCUCGCGUUUAUAUAUCUGUUUAGACAGAGAAACAUUCCAAGGAGUCGCUCAAGAGGGUUUAUUAAUUUGUGUUAAGACGAUUGACAAGGCUGCAGAGCGUAUUUCAGCUCGUAAAACUCCUUUGGAUGGUAAACUCUUUCAAAUUAAGCAUUUGCUUAUAAUUCGAGAGCAAAUUGCUCCGUUUCAAGUUGAUUUCACUGUUAAAGAGCUUUCUUUGGACUUUACACACAUUCGCUCUGCUGCUGUUGAAUUGGUGCAUAAUCGUGAUAAGAUUUUUGCUUUCAACGGCAAUAAUGCUAUCCUAGAGUUUCUUCUUGAAGGCACUCCGCGUGUUAAAGCGUAUUUGAUUGAUUCACGGAAGGAAAUUGAUAAACAAUUAAAAGCAUCAUGUGAAAAUUUCAUAGCUAACACAACUACGCUUUUAAUUGGUGCGCUUCAACAGUUUUUACAAAAGGGUGAAUAUCAAUUGAAACUUAUCGAAAGUUUUAAAGAUAGCACCACUCCUCCUAUUCGUGAACAAAUUGCGACUACUCCACAAGUUUUAGCAGGAAUUACAACUGCAGUUCAGCGCAAUUUGAAAACAAAGAUUCCUGAUGUGCAGAAAUCUAUGCGUUUGUACUUGGCUAACAGGGAAACAGAGUUUAUUUUGUUCCGCCCAAUCAAAAACAAUAUAAUCAAUACAUUCAUUCAACUGGAGCAGUUUUUGGUAAAUGCAAAGUAUACACAGGAUGAUAUGCUUUUGGUUGGUUGUCCUACUGCUGAACAACUUAAUGUUCUUAUUUCUUCGGUUUCGUUGAUGGCUGAUCAAGAACAUCAUCAUUUGAAUCGUUCCACUAGUCAUAAUAGCAACAAAUAACUUUAAUUUUAAAUUUUUAUUACAAAAUGGCUUUAGAAAGUAUAAAAUGGCGGAUAUUCCUGCGCAAUAUGAAAAGUAUUUACUUAUAAAUAUAAAUAAGUAUAAAGGAGUAUAUACAAUGCUGCAAUGUAUUAAAUAAUUUGAUUUCUUUUGAA
This is a messenger RNA of Dalotia coriaria, 2775 nucleotides long. It is a transcript of the gene Cog3, whose product is annotated as conserved oligomeric Golgi complex subunit 3. Gene Ontology annotation, biological process: intra-Golgi vesicle-mediated transport; intracellular protein transport; Golgi organization. The transcript has 10 exons. The record is from RefSeq and is a predicted model, not a curated record. NCBI's taxonomy places the organism in Eukaryota, Metazoa, Arthropoda, Insecta, Coleoptera, Staphylinidae. Gene Ontology annotation, cellular component: membrane; COG complex; cis-Golgi network. Bases 128 to 2620 code for a protein of 830 amino acids.